AAUUGGGUACAAAACUUGUUAUCGACAUGAAAUAACCAAAUUCUCAGUUUUGAUUUUUGAAAUACAAAACGAAGCCAAGAGUUUUUCAAACAUUCAUAAUUUCACCAGUUAUGCCUCCAGACUAUGAAAUCGAAGAUGAAAUACAAAAGUUUCUCCGGGAACUGGACUACAUUCUUAAUACAAAGAGCCAGAUAGAAUCCAUAAGCCAAAAAUGUCGACAACUGCAAGACAACAGCGAGCAUGUUCUUUCCCAACUUUUUACAGCUAUAACAAGGUUGAAAGAGAGAUACAGAGUCAUUAUGUAUGAUCCGGUAUUUAGCUCUAUGCUUGGUGAUGACACAAGAUAUGAUCUUGAAGAUGACAUUCGACAAUUACAAAGGCACAUCCUUAGGUUGAAGCUGCCCAGAGGCCCCAAAUGGCAACCUUCCUACUAUGAUGCAAAGCAUUUGGAAAAUAUGUUGAAUGUGCUUCACAAGUCUACUGACGAAAACACAGACCAAUAUGUGCGUGACACACAUGUCCCUGUAUUUUUCAGGAAUCCGGCAUUUGAGAAUAGUGCAGCAUUCAGAGAUGCUGAGGGGCGAUAUGAUGCUCUGUCGAUCAACUUGAAGCUAUGUCUGCUAUGUUUCUCAGUGUUCCCGGUGGGUGCCAUUAUAAAGAAAAGGCUUAUGGUUUACUGGUGGAUUGCAGAAGGCUUUAUAGAGACGGAGGGAAAUGAGAAAGAUUUAGAGCAAUUGGGCGCACAGUAUUUUUAUGAACUUAUGGAGAAGGACUUUCUCAAGCCUUAUUAUGAUAAGCGCCGCCUGGAAGUGCAGACCUGCAAGAUGCCAACUUUCAUACAUUCUGUAGUAACUACAAUUGCUGCAAGAGCUAAGUUUUUUGACUUUGAUUCAAUUGGUAGACCUCGGGCUGAUUGUCCUUCUUCAUUCCGGUUAGCCUUGGACAGAAGUCCGCAACUAGAAUGUUAUAAGGGGUAUGAGAAAUUCCAUUUGGUUUUCAAUUUAAGUGCAAAUGUUCUCUGCCUUUCACUUGAAUGGAUAAGCACAAUGAAAAAUGUUACAGUUCUUUACUUGGGAAGGUGGCAAUCCUAUGCAAACCACUCCAUACACGUAGUGGAUGAUCUGUUCUUAACAGUCAUAAAUAAUAUGAAGCAUCUCAGGCUUCUUAGCCUUCAAGGGAUUUUGGGAAUAAUGGAGCUUCCUGAUGAGGUCACUGAACUUAAACACUUGAUCAUUUUGGAUCUCAGAGCAUGUAUUCGUCUUCAGAAGCUUCCUCGUGACAUUGGCUUGCUCAAGAGUCUGACACACUUAGACUUGUCUGAGUGUGAACUCAUUAGUAUGCCCAAAGGACUCUCCAAAAUAAAGAACCUCAUAGUUCUUAAAGGGUUUCUAGUUGGAGAACCUUCGAAACAUACAUGUAGUCUUAGGGAUUUAUCUGAACUGCCAAAACUGAGAAAACUAAGCAUUCUCACCCGCUUAAGAAAAUUUCCUGAAGAAGACGAUCUUAAAGCAUUUCAGCUACUUGCAGGACUUACCAAGCUAAAAAUUGAGUGGAGAAGAUUAUGGAAGCAAAUAAGAGGGGACAACAAUCAGAUGCAGAAACAGCUUCCAGCUAGAUUGCAAAAAACAGAAGUACAAAGCGUUCCUGAGAAAACCACACCUGAUUACAUGAAUCCUAUGAAGAAGUACCUAAACAACCUAUGUGGGGUCGAAGAACUGGACAACAAUCAGAUGCAAAACAAUGAUGCUGACUGCCCACAGCUUCCUGCUCAACUGCAGAAACUGGAACUCCGUUGCUUUCCUAUGAGAACCGCACCUCAUUGGCUGAAUCCUGUGAAGCUGAAGAAGCUAGAAAAGCUAUACAUAACAGCUUCAGAACUCUGUGAUCUCUGUGGGAAUAUUGGUGGAUGGAAUGGACCAGUAAAUCCAUGGGGAGUGAAAGUUCUUCGCCUCAAGUACAUGACUUGCUUAGCAAUGCAAUGGAAAGAAGUGCUCAAAUUAUUUCCAGAACUGAUAUAUCUAGAGAAUGUGAAUUGCCCAAAGCUGUCAUUCUUUCCAUGUGAUGAAGCAGGAGUGUGGAUCAACAAGAAGAAAGUCCAGAGCAGUAACUAGCAAGCAAUCACAUAUAUCCCAAAACUGCGGCUUAAUAAAUGUAGCCAAGAUUUCUAUUUCAUAAGUUGUGUUGUUUCUUAUUCUGUCACUAUACUGAUUCCCCUGUGCGUGUAUCAGAUUUGGAAUAAAAAGUACAAUAAAUGACUUGUCGACGUUCUUUUCAGAGAUGACCCAGAAGAUCACUCUUCUCAGCUUUGUAUUGAAAAAUUAAUCAAAAAAUGAUUUGUGAACAAUA
Molecule: messenger RNA, 2346 nt
Organism: Daucus carota subsp. sativus
Lineage: Eukaryota; Viridiplantae; Streptophyta; Magnoliopsida; Apiales; Apiaceae
Product: disease resistance RPP13-like protein 4
Exons: 1
Coding region: 111-2111 (666 amino acids)
Biological process (GO): defense response to other organism
Source: RefSeq, a predicted model, not a curated record